AUGGCCCUGUACAGCAUUGUUGAGUUCCCAGAUUACUCAGUAGGGAUUGUGAGCAGCAAAUGGCUUAAUGAGGACUCCUCCAUAACUCUGUGGCCACCUUAUACUGACCCUGGUAAACAGAAGGCAGCUUUGCUGAUGCAUGAAGUUCCUGGAGAGACUUGGAAAGCGCAUGAAAUCUGUGUUUUGGGCACAGCAGUGGAUUAUGCAAAGGCAAGAUAUAAAGCCAAAAUGGCAGAAACAAAUCUAAUUGUAGCCAGUGAACCUGAAGAAUUAGAUCGCAGUCAGCGGUCAAGACAACCUACCAAACGCUACAUUGAUCUUGAGCCUGAACCUGCUCCACUGAAACGGCAGAGACAAUCACAAACAGUCACAGCUGCAGUCGUACACCAGCCACCAGUUCCACCAUCACCCAUGGGUUUGCCACCUUCUGGUCAUAACUCUCUGGUUACUCUGUCUCCAAGCCACCUUCCACCUCCGAGUCGCCUUCAACCAGCGAGUCACCUUCCACCAGCGAGUCGCCUUCCACCAGCGAGUCACCUUCCACCAGCGAGUCACCUUCCACCAGCGAGUCACCUUCAACUUUCACCUGAGAUCCACCUUCCACUUGCAAGCCGUCCUUCACCUGCAGCCUUCCCCCUUCCUGUGAGGCACUCUCUAUCAGCAGGUAUUGAUAGAUAUUUAGUCAGUACACUAGAGGAGAUUAAGGACAGGCUGACUAUGCUGGAGAGAACAGUGGCAAAUAUCUCUCGAUCAAGCACAAAAGAGGUCACAUUGCCAGAUGACGUCAUAUUACCCCUCCAAAACUACCAGGACAUGGAUAUCUUGGAGCAAAAAAUGGAAGAUCAUCAAUGUCGGAAAGACUUGACUGCCUAUCUAGGAACCAUUGGUGGGUGUAAUGUCCAGGUAGCAACUAGGAGAAUAUUGACAACAUUGAUUGGCCAUUCUUUAGCCACUCAAUUGAACUGGAAUGGCUCAAACCAAAAGAGACCUUUUCAGAACCUGAGUCUAAGGAGGGUUGUAACAGCGGAUGAAGCUCAAUGCGGAGAUCUUGAUAAUGGGCCCAAAUCACUGGUAUCACACAGUUCAGAGCUGACUUUGGAUGUUGAUGAUACUGCCAUGAAGCCCUCUCUCGCUGUUCUUAACCUUGGGGUGAUUUUGGAUACAUCACUCAUCUUUGAGGCUCAUGUUAAUUAA
Messenger RNA from Xyrauchen texanus (razorback sucker), 1194 nucleotides. RefSeq lists its product as uncharacterized. NCBI's taxonomy places the organism in Eukaryota, Metazoa, Chordata, Actinopteri, Cypriniformes, Catostomidae. The transcript is spliced from 6 exons. The record is from RefSeq and is a predicted model, not a curated record. Bases 1 to 1194 code for a protein of 397 amino acids.